AUGGCCGCCAAUACUCCGCUCUAUACCUACAUCUCCCCUCGCGAGGGGUACGAAAGUGCCCCCCCGCUGCCAACCGAGCUCAACGAGGAUGGCAAGAGCUUCAGGAACCCACCACGGGAGGGAUUGAGCAAGACUUAUGAGGAGUUUCCAGCUCCCCUAGACACUGGGAGACAAGGUGGCUUUGACGUCCACAUCUACCAUUUUCAGAGCAACCCAGAACAAGUAAAGCAUGCCAGAGACCUUUGGGAACGUAUACGGAGAGAAUUCCCAGAGCUGAGAAUCUAUCGAUUCUGGGAAAAGCCCAUUGGCCCCCACCCCGUGGCCAUGUUUGAAGUCAACAUCUUCACGCCAGCACAGUUUGGCGCAUUCAUACCAUGGUUGACCAUAUAUCGAGGUCCUCUUUCCGUUCUUAUUCAUCCCAACACAGUCGAGGAAGGCAUUGACCACAAUGCCACGGAACUCCGCAAUCACACACAAAGAGCUACAUGGAUGGGCGACAGGUUGCCUCUGGACACCACUAUUUUCUACCGCAAUAAAAACUAG
This is a messenger RNA of Colletotrichum abscissum, 543 nucleotides long. Its product is annotated as dopa 4,5-dioxygenase. Lineage: Eukaryota; Fungi; Ascomycota; Sordariomycetes; Glomerellales; Glomerellaceae. Bases 1 to 543 code for a protein of 180 amino acids. The transcript has 3 exons. The record is from RefSeq and is a predicted model, not a curated record.